AAAGGCUUCAGUCAGAGUAGCCAGCUUACUUCGCAUCACAGAACUCAUACAGGGGACAAACCUUAUGCAUGCUUGGAGUGUGGAAAGAGCUUCAGUCGGAGUGGCAACCUUACUUCGCAUCACAGAACUCAUACAGGGGACAAACCUUAUAAAUGCUUGGAGUGUGGAAAGAGCUUCAGUCAGAGUAGCCAGCUUACUUUGCAUCACAGAACUCAUACAGGGGACAAACCUUAUGCAUGCUUGGAGUGUGGAAAGAGCUUCAGUCGGAGUGGCAACCUUACUUCGCAUCACAGAACUCAUACAGGGGACAAACCUUAUAAAUGCUUGGAUUGAGGAAAGAGCUUCAGGUGCACUGGCCACCUUACUUCACAUCAAAGAACUCACACGGGACAAACCUUAUAAAUGUUUGGAGUGUGGAAGGAGCUUCAGUGACAGUAGCACCCUUACUUCUCAUCACAAAACUCAU
Molecule: messenger RNA, 466 nt
Organism: Rhineura floridana
Lineage: Eukaryota; Metazoa; Chordata; Lepidosauria; Squamata; Rhineuridae
Product: zinc finger protein 239-like
Exons: 1
Biological process (GO): regulation of transcription by RNA polymerase II
Cellular component (GO): nucleus
Molecular function (GO): RNA polymerase II cis-regulatory region sequence-specific DNA binding; DNA-binding transcription factor activity, RNA polymerase II-specific
Source: RefSeq, a predicted model, not a curated record